This is a messenger RNA of Contarinia nasturtii (swede midge), 1398 nucleotides long. RefSeq names its product lipase 3-like. The transcript has 5 exons. Gene Ontology annotation, biological process: lipid metabolic process. The coding region runs from base 125 to 1258 and encodes 377 amino acids. NCBI's taxonomy places the organism in Eukaryota, Metazoa, Arthropoda, Insecta, Diptera, Cecidomyiidae. Gene Ontology annotation, molecular function: hydrolase activity, acting on ester bonds. The record is from RefSeq and is a predicted model, not a curated record.
UUUCAAUGAACUAUCAUUAUUAAUUUUUUCAAAUUGUAGAGAGACCUCUUGUAUACGGGGUGUGAAAAAUGGGCCAAUACCAAGCAAAAAUUCAGGAAUUGAGUCAAGAGGUGAUAUACGCACUAUGCUCGAUCGAGUUCGUUCACAUGGAUAUAACGUUGAAGAACAUUCAGCUGUAACGGAGGAUGGAUACAUAUUGGGAAUGUUCCGCAUGUCUAAAGGACAUAAUUCACCCGGAAUAAGAGUUCCGGUACUUUUAAUGCAUUCACUUUUAGAGUCAUCGAAUCAAUGGACUGUUUUGGGAGAGAAUUCUUUAGCUUAUCUCCUUGCUGAUGCUGGCUAUGACGUUUGGCUGGGCAAUGCUAGGGGUACACAGGCAUCGCGGAAACAUGUAUAUUGGUCUGAACAUGAAACAUUUCCUGAUCCGCUAGGGUUAGAAAUGAAGUUCUGGCAAUAUUCGUGGCAUGAAAUUGCUAUUUUUGAUUUGCCAGAAUUAAUUGAUCUUAUUUUGGGUUGGACGAAUUCCAAAAAAUUGCAUUACGUAGGCUUCUCACAAGGUACAACAGCAUUGCUGGUGCUAACAUCCAUGCGCCCUGAAUACAAUUCCAAAAUUAUCCAAGCUCAUUUGUUGGCACCAGUAGCCUACAUGGCACAUGUUAAACAUGCCCUUCUCACAUUCCUGGGCAACGCACAAAAUGAGAAAAAGUUGAAAAAACAUUUAGAUAACCUUUCACUUUACAAACUAACUUUAGAAAAUAUGGGACUUGUGGAAAUAGUUAAAACGUUAUGUCAAAUAUGGCACAAUGCUCCACUAGAAAAAUGUGAUAUUGUACAUUCACAAUUGGAAUCAACUCAAUUGAAUGAGACAAGUAUACCACUUAUUGUGGAGCAUGCACCUGGUGGAAUUUCAACGCAACAACUUUUUCACUAUGGUCAACUUGUGCUUAAUAAACGUUUCCAACCUUAUGACUAUAGGGAUGACUGGAUGAAUACACAAAUAUACGGAAGUAGCCCUCCUCCCGAGUAUGAUUUAACACGUAUCACAGUGCCGAUCAAUCUUUUUUCCUCUCACGCGGACGAUAAAACACCAGUUGAAGAUGUGAAUAAACUUCGAUCUGAACUACGAAAUGUGAAAUUAGAUCAUAUUGUCACGGUUCCUCAUUUCGGACAUACUGAUUUUGUCUAUAGUCGUAACGCGCGCACCGCAGUAUACGAUAAACUGAUAAGUGUCAUGAAUGACGCCAACAAACAUUAUUAACCGACAAAUUUUACCAAUUUUCGGAUAUUUUAAUCUUGAUCCAAUUGAGAAAUUCACCAUAUUAAAUAGAUCAUGCUUUAUAGCCAUAGCAUUGUCAUAUACGAAAGUUGAAAUAAAACAAUAAAUUAAAUUAACAUCCA